GCUACAGGUCAUGUGACAGCUGGCGCUAUCGUGGCCGCCAUGCGGCUCUUGAGACAGACAGUGCUCUUAGGACUGGUGGGGAGCAGAGGAGUACUGAGAGGCAUGUGUGCUCAGGUGGGAGAUUGGCAGACUGCCAAGUCCAUCUACGAAUUUUCUGCCAAGGAUAUUGAUGGCAAUGAGGUGUCCCUUGAUAAAUACAGAGGGUAUGUGUGCAUCAUUGUAAACGUAGCCUCUAAAUGAGGAAAGACCAGAGUAAACUACACUCAGCUAGCGGGAAUGCACGCCUCCUAUGCUGAGAAAGGUUUACGCAUCCUGGGCUUCCCAUGCAACCAGUUUGGAGGACAGGAACCAGGGACUGAGGCAGAGAUUAAAGAAUUUGCUAAAGGUUACAACGCUGAGUUUGACCUCUUCAGUAAGAUUGAGGUGAAUGGAGACAACGCUCACCCUCUGUGGAAGUGGAUGAAGGCCCAGCCCAAAGGCAAGGGAACCCUGGGAAAUAACAUCAAAUGGAACUUCACAAAGUUUCUUAUAAACAGAGAAGGACAAGUGGUGAAGCGAUACGGCCCGACGGAUGACCCCAGCGUGGUGGAGAAGGACCUGCCCACGUACCUCUAAUACAACUGUCUUCUAUGUGUUAGUUUGACUACUGACUUCUCCCAUGGACUUCAAGGUAUUUGUGUGUGUGUGUGUCUCUGGACCAGUGACGGCCUGUCUGUAAACCCAACACUGGGGAAGGCAGGCCUGAUGAUCCCCAGCGUGCAAUUAACUUCCAGAGCCCACCCACACCAAACCCUUUAAGACCAUAUGAGAUGGAAUUCAUUAGUUAUCCAAAGUAGAGAUACAUCACAUCGUACUGCAUCCUCAGCUCAGCCAUUCCUUUUUUCUAAUUCAAAUACUGUCUAGUCCUCUAUGAAUCUUAAGUGACAGGUUUGUGCAUGUGUCAAUGUCAGUUUUAUGUAAGAACAUAGGAUGCCAUCAAUUUCACAGAUUUCUGUAAUGCUACUGAAUAUUGUUUGCACUUAACUAACUGAGGGCCCAUUAUUGUACCAUGAUUUAUCAUGUGUUGAAACUGGGAAAUAAAUGCUGAGUGACUGGUUA
This is a messenger RNA of Toxotes jaculatrix (banded archerfish), 1098 nucleotides long. RefSeq names its product phospholipid hydroperoxide glutathione peroxidase-like. Gene Ontology annotation, biological process: response to oxidative stress. Gene Ontology annotation, molecular function: glutathione peroxidase activity. The transcript is spliced from 7 exons. NCBI's taxonomy places the organism in Eukaryota, Metazoa, Chordata, Actinopteri, Toxotidae. The record is from RefSeq and is a predicted model, not a curated record.